UCUGCGGUCACACUGGAAUGGACGGAACAGCGCGUGUCGAAAAAAAAAAAAUAUUAAAUAAAUAUAAUAUAUUAAGUGCGUUCGCGUGUGUGUGUGUUUGUGUAAGGAAGCAGAUGCAAGAAGCAGAAAUAGCAAACGGAGACACAGCACCACCAGCGAAGACGGCGACAACAACAACACAAACGGAAACCGAAUGACUAAUUUGUCAGUUUUUAGUAUUUACUCAAUAGCUAAUUACACAUUAAAACACAGCACAAAAAGAGUUUAGUUUACGUUGGAGAAGCGAGCGGAUACAAGAAAUAGCCAAGAUGAAGAGGCAAUUCGCGAAGAUUAAAAUUGCGGCUGAAAAUUUAUCAAGAUCAACAAAAGCAGACUGCAAAGAUUCCGAGCUAGAGAUCAUCGAGAAGCAGGUGGACCGGUAUCGUGAUACCAUCGAGAAGAUUGUGCGUAAAUUGCCAGCACUGAGCAGCAGUGGUGGGAGCAGCAGCAGCAAUGGCCAGGUAUCUACCGAGGAGCAGGACAAGCGGACCAAGAAGAACAGUCACUACAAGAUUGCCCAGGCCCUGGAUGAGUCCGCCAAAGAGUUACCCAAGGAUAUGCCCCUGCAGAAGGUCUUGGCCAAUUGUGGGGAGCUGGAGAAGACAAUCGCAGAGUGCAUCAUCGAGAGCGAACUGGAGACGGAGACCAAGGUGGUGAGGCGUUUAAAAAACAUCUUGGAUAAGGAACUACAAGAGAUCUCAACGUUGAAGCGUAAUGUCUCGCGAACAUUACAGGAAUACACCUCACUGAAGCGCAGCCAUGAGGCGGCUAUACGUCUGGAUGAGCCGGCGUCAAAGGUGAACCACAUCAAGAGCCAGCAGGAGGAGUGCGCGCUGAAGCUGGAGAAGGAGCGCGAUGCAUGGGCCGCGCAGAUGCUGGAGCUGAUUGCCAAAGAGGAUGAGAUUGUCAACUGCAUACGGGACUAUGUGCUCAACCAAAGAAACUAUCACGAGCGGGCGUUGCAGCAUGUGAAUGCCUCGCUGGCCCGCAUCCAGGACACCAUUCAGGCGACGGAGAAGUCGCGCUUUGGCACCUCCCUCAAGGAGCAUCUGACGUCGACGCAUCGGGAGAUUUCCUAUAUCGUGGAGCUCUGCUGCUGCUGUCUGCUCGAGAAUGGGCUGGAGGAGGAGGGCCUGCUCCGUGUGGGCUGUGCCAGCACCAAGCUCAGACGGAUGAAGCACGCUCUGGAGGCGCAGCAUGUGAAGACACCGCUGCCGCUGGACUACCAGGAUCCCCAUGUCAUUGGCUCCAUACUCAAGCUCUAUUUGCGCGAGCUGCCCGAGCCGCUGCUCACCUAUAACCUGUACAAGGACUUUAUACGGAUCGCAGAGCGUCACAGCGAGAACGAGCGGAAGACAGAGAUAAAGGCUAUACUGGGGAAGCUGCCCAAGGAGAACUAUGCGAAUCUGCGCUACCUCACACGCUUCCUGGCCCUCGUGCAGCAGCGUUCGGUGCACAAUAAGAUGAGCUCACAGAACCUGGCGAUUGUCAUGUCGCCAAACAUGCUGUGGCCCCGCAUCGAUAAGAGCAGCAAUGCCCAGGCCGACUACAUUGGGCAGGUGAACAGCUCCUCGGCGGCCAACAUAAUUGUGGAGCUGCUGAUCAGCCAGUGGGAUUACUUCUUCACCGGCGACGUUGAGUUCUACGUGACGCUGCAGAGGCAGAAGCUCUUUGUCGAGGGCAAGAGCAAAUCGAAUUCCUCCAACGAGAACCUAGACAAACAUGACAAUGAAGUCAUGGAGAGUCCACGAUAUGGCACUUUGCGCCGCCAGAAACCGAAUGCUCCUUCGCCUCCCAGCACGAAUGGGAGCAGCACGAUCAUGACAACAUCACAGACGCCCCAGCGGCCGCAUGCCAAGGAGCUGUUCCCGCAACAAACACCGCAAACGCAGCAGGAGAAGCCCGCCAAGCCGCCGCUGCCCAAUUUGCCCCAAUUUCAAGUACCACCAGCCGCCGUGACCCUGCCAACCAACACACAGCUGGAGGCACUGCCGCCACCGCCUGUGACGCCCGCCAAGCCUGUGCCCAUGACGCGCACCCAGUUCUUUGGCCUGGACAACUUGCCCUCGCCCACAGCGGAUCGCAAGAGUACGGACAGUAUCGGAAGCUUCAAGCUGAAGCCAGAUUUGCCCCAGAAGCCGCUGCUGCCCAAGCGGCCGGCAGUGCUGGGAGUGGGACCAGCAGCAGCCAGGAAUGAUGGCAAGAGCGACGAUGAGGGAGCCACCACGCCCACGCAGGCAACAAUUGAUAAUGUCAAUGGCAGCGUGCGCUAUAAAACGGAGCAUUUUCUUGAGAAACUAAAGCAGGAGAAUUGUGAUACGAAUGGAACGAGGGAGGAGGCUCCACCUACGGGCAAAGAGAACCAUAACCAUAACCAUGAACAGAACUCGACUGCAGUCGAGCCACAGAAACAGCAGCAGCAGCAGCAGCAGCAACAGCAACAGCAGAACUUGCAGGCACAGCCUCCGGAAAACAAGCAGCCCCAGGACAAGGCAACGACACCCAUUUCGCCCAACUCAUUUCAAACGCCGAAAAGGCCAACGGUGCCAGCGCCACCGCCUCCCACAAAUCGCAAGCCAUCGGAAUAGAUAGAGAUAGGAAUGCAUUGUG
Drosophila pseudoobscura is the source of this 2649-nucleotide messenger RNA. It is a transcript of the gene RhoGAP92B, whose product is annotated as Rho GTPase activating protein at 92B. Gene Ontology annotation, cellular component: cytoplasm; intracellular anatomical structure. Gene Ontology annotation, biological process: regulation of Rac protein signal transduction; signal transduction; positive regulation of GTPase activity. Bases 309 to 2627 code for a protein of 772 amino acids. Gene Ontology annotation, molecular function: protein binding; GTPase activator activity. The record is from RefSeq and is a predicted model, not a curated record. Lineage: Eukaryota; Metazoa; Arthropoda; Insecta; Diptera; Drosophilidae. The transcript is spliced from 5 exons.